Messenger RNA from Octopus sinensis (East Asian common octopus), 757 nucleotides. RefSeq names its product putative ankyrin repeat protein RF_0381. NCBI's taxonomy places the organism in Eukaryota, Metazoa, Mollusca, Cephalopoda, Octopoda, Octopodidae. The record is from RefSeq and is a predicted model, not a curated record. The transcript is spliced from 6 exons. Bases 156 to 614 code for a protein of 152 amino acids. Gene Ontology annotation, molecular function: protein binding.
GAGAGAGAAAGUGAGAAAAGAAAGAGAAUGAAAGAAAUGAAAGAGGCGGAUAGAGAGUGAGAGACAAAGAGUGAAAAGAGAGAGAGAGAGAAAAUGGAAUUUCUCUAUUUCACAUGUCCUCACUUUCUUCAUUAUAGAUUCACCAAGGUGAUGGAAUGGGACAAUGUCCUUUAAUGUUUGCCUUUGAAUUGGGCGCCAAUAGAAGAAUACUCGAAAUAUUGAUUGAAGCAGGAGGAGAUGUGGGAGCAAUAGACUGCGAAGAUGGUCGUACAGCUUUACAUUGUGCUGUUGAAGAUGAUCAACUUCAAGUAGUGGAGAUCUUACUAUCACGGGGUUGUGACGUUAAUCCUCGAAAUGAGGAUGGUCGAACACCGCUGCACUUCGCCUGUUGGUUGGGAUCCUUGCACACUGUCGAAAUUUUGUUGGGUCACAAUGGCAUCGAUGCCAAUGUGGUUGCCAACAAUGGAGACACACCACUGCAUAUGGCAGUUCGGAGGCGAAAAUAUAAAGUGGUGUGUGCGAUGCUGAAGCAGGAUUCGGUGAAUUUAGAAAUUGUGAACAAAGAAUACAGGACACCAUUGCUUGAAGCUGUUCGGACGGUCACCUCGGAAUAAUGCAGCGGCUGAUAGCCAGGGGCGCGAAUGUAAAUGUUGUCGAACAUGGAGGAAAUAAUUGCCUGCAUCUGGCGUUAAAAAGAGAAAACAACUUUCAUUCUGAGGUGGAGCACAUGACCAUGUUAGAUCAGAAGAGAGGUUCA